Molecule: messenger RNA, 2295 nt
Organism: Tachysurus vachellii
Lineage: Eukaryota; Metazoa; Chordata; Actinopteri; Siluriformes; Bagridae
Gene: pdha1b
Product: pyruvate dehydrogenase E1 subunit alpha 1b
Exons: 11
Coding region: 108-1280 (390 amino acids)
Biological process (GO): pyruvate decarboxylation to acetyl-CoA
Cellular component (GO): intracellular membrane-bounded organelle
Molecular function (GO): pyruvate dehydrogenase (acetyl-transferring) activity
Source: RefSeq, a predicted model, not a curated record
AGCGACAUUUUGGAUGAAUUUGUCCCACAGAAGAAGAGCAGCACCAGGAAAGGCGGAGAAACACAAGCUAGUCCUUUAGAGUCUGGUGUAAAACACGCAAAAAAAACAUGUUGCCUUUUAUCUCAGUCGCUCUCAGAGCUUCAGCACCAAAUAAAGUUUCUGCUGUGGUUCUGUCCAGACGCUCCUAUGCCAGUUUCACUCCUCAGGCCAUCUUUGAUAUUAAGCCAUGUGAGGUCCACCGGCUGGACCAGGGUCCUCCGACACAAGCCGUGCUCACUCGAGAGGAAGGACUGAAGUACUAUCGCACCAUGCAGAUCAUGAGACGUAUGGAGCUGAAAGCAGACCAGCUGUACAAGCAGAAGAUCAUCCGAGGCUUCUGUCACCUCUAUGAUGGACAGGAGGCUUGUGCAAUGGGCAUCGAAGCUGCCAUCAAUCUCUCCGACCACCUGAUCACAGCGUACCGAGCUCACGGGUUCACCUACACCAGAGGAGUGUCUGUGAAGGAGAUUCUGGCCGAGCUCACAGGACGAAGGGGCGGAGUCGCCAAAGGUAAAGGAGGCUCCAUGCACAUGUACGCCAAGAAUUUCUACGGCGGAAACGGCAUCGUGGGAGCUCAGGUUCCCCUCGGGGCUGGAGUGGCUCUGGCCUGUAAGUACAAGGGAAAUGAUGAGGUGUGUGUCGCGCUGUACGGUGACGGAGCUGCCAACCAGGGGCAGAUCUUCGAGACGUACAACAUGGCGGCGCUGUGGAAGCUCCCGUGCAUCUUCGUCUGUGAGAACAACAAGUACGGCAUGGGCACGGCCGUGGAGCGAGCCGCCGCCAGCACGGACUACUACAAGCGAGGGGAGUUCAUUCCUGGUCUGAGGGUGGACGGCAUGGACGUACUUUGUGUCAGGGAGGCCACCAAGUUCGCCGCAGAUCACUGCAGAUCCGGCAAGGGUCCAAUUCUUAUGGAGCUUCAGACUUAUCGUUACCAUGGACACAGCAUGAGUGAUCCCGGAGUCAGUUAUCGGACACGUGAGGAGAUCCAGGAAGUGCGCAGCAAGAGCGACCCAAUCACCCUGCUGAAGGACCGACUAAUUAACAACAACAUGGCCAGUGUGGAGGAGCUUAAGGAGAUUGACGUGGAGGUGCGUAAGGAGGUGGAGGACGCGGCGCAGUUUGCCACAUCCGACCCCGAGCCCAUGCUGGAGGAGUUGUGUAACCACAUCUACUACAACCAGCAGCCCAUCGAGGUGCGCGGCACAAACCCCUGGACCAAGCUCAGGUCCACCAGCUGAACAUCUGCAGCUACGAGCUCUCCGUAAAGCCCCGGAAAGUUUUUAACGCACAAACGCCACGAUCACAUUUACUACAUCUUCAUCAUCAUCGUCAUCAUCGUCAUCAUCAUCAUGUGCUUUCCUUCCGCUCUACUGAAAUUCCAGCUGUUACAUAUUUUAUUCAUGUUCCUGUUACUUUAUAUUUGAAUCCUUGGUCUGUCGUCCAUUUAAAAUGGAUUUUUUUUCUCUUUUCUCUUCCUGAUGUAACCGGUUACAAAAUAUUAUGAAUAAAAAAAAAAAACGACAAAUGUCAAGGUAGAUUUUCUACUUUUUUUUUUAAUCAAUAACAUUUACAGCAUUUAGCAGACACCUUUAUCCAGAGUGACUUACUUUUUUAUUAUUAUUUAUACAACUGAGCAAUUGAGGAUUAACAUGGGAUUCGAACCCAUGACCGUCUGACAUCUCACAUCCCAGUAGAUGGUGCUGGGAUUUUAUUUAUUUAUCCUUUUUUAUAAAUACAACCCCAGUCCAUCUUAUUUGCACAUUAUCCAUUAAAUAAGAGACCUUUGUGAUCUUCUAACUUGAUAACAUAACCUUCGCUACAUUCGUGGAAUUUCUUAGGAUGAUAAAUAUACUUCAGGUGUGUGUGUGUGUGUGUGUGUGUGUGUUUGUUCCACUUUACACCUCCAUGCUAAAUAACUACCUUUAAAACACACUGAGUGUUGAACAUUACUCGUCUUUCAGAUGGUUUAGAUUAACGAGUCGGCCGAGAUUCAGCCGAUCGGAUGCAGAAGAUUCAGUCUUUGGUUUAUUCCUGAAGUGUAAUAUGUCAGAAACUGGAUGAAACGUACGUUUGUGCGUUUAAUCUUUAAUCUUCAUCAUCUGCUGACGAUGAAGAUGCUGCUGAUGAUGAUGAUGAUGAUGUAAAAACUAAAUAUUAAAUAGUAACAGGGUGCAAACUGCUGUACCUUAACUGUAAUAAAUAAAGCUGGGAUAUUUCUAUUGUUUUACAGAAUAAAUCAAACCAAACCAGUAA